ACGGGCAUGAUAGUCUCAACCAACAAGUGGUGCUCCGCAAUAGUCUAUGUCUAUAGUGAAGGUUGUAUUCAAUCAAGCUGGCUGCUGCCAGACAUGGGGCGCCUCAGUACUGUCUACAAUGGGGAUUACACGUGGGGGAUAGAGGGCCUCGGACAACACGCGCAAACAGCUGACUUCAUACUCCUGGUGUGGAGAAACCAUAGGUUCAAGUCGCUCGCAGCCUUAGGACCAAACUCUUAUUCUGUAUCACCCUGGUUUUUCUCUUAGUCAUUAGUCCCCGGAACGGACUGAACACCCUGAGGAUACUGCAGCAGCAUGUCUGGGAACAUGAUGGAUGCCAGUGGGCUACUGGCCCAUUCAGAUGACCAUGCUUCGAUGAUGUCUGUACAGUCAAUACAUCCUAAUCCGGAUACUAUGUCAAAACUGGUCCGACGCCUCAAGGCUCUCACAUUAGCAUUGCUUCCAGUGGAGGUUUCUCCCGAUAGAUUGGAAGAUCCUACGAGUCGUGUGAUUACGCAUCAGGUUGUUUCAUCAUAUAUUGCUGCAGCUGGAGACCUCAUUGAAGCGCUGCCAUACUGUCUCCUUCGCGCGAGAAAGGAGUUUAUGUGGGAAGCCGGCCACAAUCCAGCAGACUAUGGCGAAAACCUUGGUAGAGCGAUUGCCUGUGAAGUUCUCGCACGUCGUGUUAUUCACCUUGCACCACCCGACAAAAUGCAUGCAAUGAUGUCCAGUCGCUUUAGACAUAGGGAAGUAGACGGAGAUGAAAGUGAAAGACUCAGUGCGAUUGAGAUUGCUAUUGAUUCACAUUGCACAAUAUUCCUAUCUUCAAGUGAAGCGCAAGAUGUCGUCAAUGACCUCUGGUGUGGUCGGCUCGUACAAAAGCAUGACACUGAACAUGGCAUCGAAUUCGUUCCAUCCAAGCAUGAGGGUUAUGACGGUUUCUGGAGCCACCUUUCUACUAGCCGGCUAUCCGUCCCGCGAUACCAAAAUAUCUUCCGAAUUAUCGUGUGGUUGUUAUUCCUUUUCAUCUAUUCUCAGGCUGUCCGAGAACCUUUGGACAAAAUUGACCCAAAUUAUACGGACUUCGAUAAAUGGGAAGUGGUCAUGUACGUUAUGGGCCUAGCGUUCGCGUUUGAAGACAUUCAAAAAAUUCUCAAGCUACUUAUCUUCGUAUCCUGGCGUGCUAUUGGAUUUUGGAACAUUGUGUCGCUCUGUAUCGAUGCUUUAUUGAUGACAGCUUUCUGUUUACGCGUGGCGGGCAUCUCAUCCUCGGGCCCUGGAAAUUAUAAUCUACGUCUCAAAAGUUUCCAGUGUUUGAGUUUUGUUGCACCGCUGAUCUGGAUGAAGGUUAUCCCAAUUUUCGACGGAUACAAGUUUGUUGGAACAAUGCAGAUAUGUAUAGCCCGGAUGUUGCAAGAGUCUGGGAUAUUCUUUUGUCUCCUGGCUUUGUUGGGCGUCGGGUUCCUGCAAGGUUUGUAUGCUUUGGACGCAGCAGAUGGACAGGGUGAUCGCCCCGCUGAAGUUGUCCACGUCCUCAUACAAGCAUUACUUCAAGCGCCAAAUUACGAUAGGUUUGAAAUCAGUACCGCUGGCCUCAUCCUAUUCUAUCUAUGGAAUGUUGCAACCGUCGUUAUCUUGUUGAACAUCCUCAUUUCUCUGUUCUCUUCCGCGUAUGAUGACGUUGUCGAGGAUGCAGCUGCUGAAUACUUGGCUUACUUUGCUGAUAAGGCAGUUGGCAUGAUUAGAGCUCCGGACCAGUUUUUGUACCCUGCACCUUUCAACUUAAUCGAGAUUGUUGUUGGGCCCUUUGAGUACGUUGUCCAUCCGAGGACGUAUGCCACGAUCAACAAAUAUGUCAUGGGCACUAUCUUCUUCAUCCCGCUCGCUGUCAUUGCCCUCUAUGAAGCGGAACUUGACCCCUCCAAGAACAAAUGGGUGAAGAACUGGCUUUCGCAUUCUGAUCAAGGUUUCGAAGAUGACCCGGAAGCUCAAGAUCCUGAACCCGAUGAUGAAGAUGCUGCGAACGGCCUAAGGAUCAGUAGAGUGCCCUUCAAGGAGCUCAUUUCCGUCUUCCCCGACACGACACAGUCUAGUGAAGCUGUCAUCUUGGGAGAAGUCAGGGAUCUCAAGAAUCAAAUUGAAGAGUUAAAAAAGCUACUUUUGGAGAAGAACCGUUGAACUGUAAUUUACUAAAGGGUUGGUGACGGAUCCCGUUUUCGGAUAUCCCUUUUUUUCGUGAUGUGUUGUUACGAUUUCUAUAGACGUUUGAUAUAGACGUUUGGCUUUUCUCAUCUUGUUUGUCUUGCUUAUGCUUUGCUACGAAUGCUUUCUGAAUGCUAUUGAUACAAAUUUCAUGUGUUAAUGUACA
This is a messenger RNA of Somion occarium, 2368 nucleotides long. The record is from the annotation of a GenBank genome assembly. Lineage: Eukaryota; Fungi; Basidiomycota; Agaricomycetes; Polyporales; Cerrenaceae.